AUGCUUCGUUGCCCCAUCUCGUACGUGGGUCUCCUCAGAAACUGUAAGCUCAAAGUUUGUCUAUCGUUAGUAAACACUAAGCUAGCGGGUUUUAUGAUUAAAGGAGAGCAGUGUUCCGUAAUUGUCUUCCCUAGAGUCCAUUUAAGGGUUCCAGGAGAUGGUAUCCAUAAAAAACAAGGUGGAUUCCUAGAAAAGUCUAUUGUUUGCCAAUCUUGUGGUCACUGGAGUCUGAUUGAACGGUUUUUGUCUCGGUGGAGUCUAGAUUUGAGUUCUCGAUGGUGUGCCCUUAUUGAGCUUUUCUUAGGUGUCGGUGUAGGUAGUAGGAUAGCGUUAUAUAGGUAUAGAACGCAUAAGCGCGAUAACAUCUCCAAAUGCUUCUUUCUAUCCUCGAAUUCACAUGCACCCCUCGAGAUGAUUGUUACUAUACGGACUCUGUUGUACUUAGCUACCCUGAAGGAUUUGUAUCUUCAACUGAACUCGGGUCUAGUGAUAUAUUGGUUCACAAAGGGGCAGCAAAAGAGCAUGUCACUCGGGAAUGGUAUAUUAAUCAAUAUACCAACCGAACUCAUAUCUAAAGUGUUACCAGCAGUUGAUAUGAGAUCUAUGUCUGUGAACAUCCGACUUUCUCUUAACCAUGCCAUAAGAGGGUUCAGAUCCCCUCUUGCACACAUGCUUUCGUUAUUACCACAGUAUCUAAAAUAUCUGAAAGCAGAGAUACUGAAACCGGCUUAUGGGUUGCCUAAGCACAUUGACAGCUUAUCAUUUCUCGUACUCUAUGACCCUUGGAAUCGAUGGAUGGCAGGGAGUGGGACUCGCGAACUGGACAGUAAAGUGACAAUAGGGUGGUCACUCGGAAUACUUUUGUUAGGGAAAGCCUAUCCCCUUCCCUGGGUAUCACGAACAGGGCAUCACAACCAUCAUUCGAGGAAUGUUUCCAUUCCGAUAGUGGCAUCCGGAGUCCUCCCUACUGAUCCUUCGGAGCCGGGGUGCAAAGGAAGCAAGAGCACUGGGAGUACGAAUAUCCUUAGUCCUUGGAAGGGUGCUAUAUCGGUGGUGAUGCUUGUUGUCCCCGGUCUUGCUAUUGACUCCCUAGCUAGCUCAAAAGGAAUGCCUAACUCUGUUGAGACAGAUUGGACAGUUGGAGCAGCCGAUAAACCAGCCACAGCAGAAACAGAAUGA
Striga asiatica is the source of this 1179-nucleotide messenger RNA. The record is from the annotation of a GenBank genome assembly. Lineage: Eukaryota; Viridiplantae; Streptophyta; Magnoliopsida; Lamiales; Orobanchaceae.